This is a messenger RNA of Phaeodactylum tricornutum CCAP 1055/1, 825 nucleotides long. RefSeq lists its product with no specific name. Gene Ontology annotation, biological process: terpenoid biosynthetic process. Gene Ontology annotation, molecular function: 2-C-methyl-D-erythritol 2,4-cyclodiphosphate synthase activity. Lineage: Eukaryota; Bacillariophyta; Bacillariophyceae; Surirellales; Neidiaceae. Bases 1 to 735 code for a protein of 244 amino acids. The transcript has a single exon. The record is from RefSeq and is a predicted model, not a curated record.
AUGAAGUCGUCCUCUUUCCUACUGUACAGCAUAUUAUCCGCAGCUGUAGUUCCAUACGCGGCAUUUGUCGUCGGCGGAGUGACGCCUGGCGGUCGAUACCUGCGAACGAUCACGGCGGCAGUAUCCACUGGUACCGGGACGGAUGACUUGCUCCGACCGAGCUACGCAAUCGAGAAGAUUCCGCUGCGCAUUGGUCACGGAUUCGACAUUCACCGUAUGGCACCCUUGGCCGAAGCUGGACAACCCGUCGUGAUUGGGGGAGUCGUGAUUGAUCACCUUCCGCAAAAGUGGACCGAUGCCGAAGGCCGUUACGUGGAGAAGGGCGGCGUGUACGAGACCGAGCUCGGCGUGGUAGCGCACUCUGACGGCGACGUAAUUUACCACUCAAUAGUGGACGCCAUCUUUGGAGCCUUGACGCUGCCAGAUAUUGGGCAGGUCUUUCAGGAUACGGACCCGCGAUGGAAAGGUUGUGACAGUAGUAAAUUUAUGGAACACGCGCAUACCGUCAUGGCGGAUUAUGGAUACAAGGUUGGCAACAUUGAUGUGACGCUGAUAUUAGAAAGACCAAAGGUCGCGUCAUUCAAGCCCGCCAUGAAAAAGAAUAUUGUAAAUUUGCUUCAGACGACUCCGGGACGAGUCAACAUUAAAGCCCGCACACACGAACGGGUGGAUUCCGUCGGAGAACUCCGGUCUCUGUCAUGUCACGUUGUCAUGACGUUGGAACUGGACACGUAAAAGAAGACAUCCUAUUUACUCUAGAGAAAUCGAAGGCACUGAAUGGUACGGAUAUUUAAAAGCACAUAGCUAGCCAGUCGACAGAAAUAG